Bolinopsis microptera is the source of this 1578-nucleotide messenger RNA. RefSeq lists its product as uncharacterized. Gene Ontology annotation, biological process: DNA integration. Bases 362 to 1228 code for a protein of 288 amino acids. The transcript has 9 exons. The record is from RefSeq and is a predicted model, not a curated record. Gene Ontology annotation, molecular function: nucleic acid binding. NCBI's taxonomy places the organism in Eukaryota, Metazoa, Ctenophora, Tentaculata, Lobata, Bolinopsidae.
AGGUAUAUGUCAUGGAUGGUCCAGCAUGGAUGGGAGACGAAGAUCUGAGACACUUUUUGGAGGCUUCAAGAGCAUCCAACUAUACUUGCAGCGAGAUUACUUCACUCCUGCCAAAGAAGUUCCCCAACUACAGGGCUUAUUCAGAACGCACUGUAAAAAGAAUGCUGAAUCACUGGAACAUUAAACGACACAAUGAUGUUGAUGAUCAUACUUUGCUGACGGCGGUACAGAAUGUUGUUAACGAAAGUUCGGGCCAAUUAGGAUACCGGGAUGUGACUGAAAAACUAAGGUCUCAAGGCCUCUUCGUAUCGAGAGAUGAUGUUAUGAAUACAUAAGGUUAGUUGAUCCACAAGGUGUUGUUAUGCGCACUCCAAAGUUCAAGAAUAAGAGGCCUAAGAAGACCUUCUUCAGCAAGGGGCCAAACUACUUAUGGAGUCUGGAUGGCCAUGACAAGUUAAGUGGGGAUGCCAACUGCCAAUUCGACCUCAAAAUAUAUGGGGCCCUUGAUACUUACUGUAGGAAAAUCAUCUUCUUGUACAUUGGGCGGUCUAAUAGAGACAGUGAAGUUAUUGGACGUAUUUUGUUUGACCAUCUGCUGGAAUCUAGAGUUUUACCGCAAAUGCUUCGAUUUGACAAAGGAACUGAGACCGUCCAUGCUGCAGCUGUACACAAAACUCUUUUGCAACUGAAAAAUGUUGACAAGGAGAUUACAACGAUACUUGGUCCUUCUACUGCCAACAAAAUAGAACGAUUGUGGAGGCAGGUCCGCGAAAAGGUUUGUGAUGGUUUUCGUCACGUACUUAGAGAGAUUGAUCAAGACGGUCUGUAUGAUUCAAGUUGCCAGUAUGACAGGGAUUUAAUUGCUGGUGUGUUCAUACCUGUUGUCGAACGUUAUCUCGACGAAUUCAGGGAGAACCAUAACAAUAUGAGGGGAAGAAAGCAGCGCAAUGUGGAACUUCCAUCAGGAACAAUCCCUGAGCAUGUGUAUUCGUGCCCAGAAGAGUACGGCGGAGAGGAGUGUGGAAUCAUGCUUUCUGAAAAGGAUAUAGAGAGUUUCACUGACGCUGAUAUUUUGUCCAACGUUUUUACUGGUAUUAAAAUUAAUUCGGAGUUGGUGUCUGAAUACCUCGUUGCUGCUCUCCCUCAGAUAGCAGAACUUCAGUUAAGUGGGGUUAAAGCGGAAUACACACGAAUAAGGGAAGCGGUCUAUCGAGAUACCAGAUUUUGAAAAUGUCUGUCUCGUUGAAGCCGAGAUUUUAUUAAUGAACGUUUAGUUAUAAAUAUCGUGAAAAAACUUCAGUUGGUUUUUUACUGUUUUUCUUCGGUACACCCAUAAAAUAACCCAUUAAUACAAUCAUAUUAUAAGGAUUUAAAGUUAACUUGAAAGUUUGAAUGUUACACUCCGUAAAUUAUAAAGUUGGUAUGAUUCUUCUCUAAGGAUUACAAUACGCAGUAAGUUAUUAUGAUAAAAUGUUUGUUUCACUGCUAACAUCAUCCUACUACAAUGUUUUGUUAAAUUAUAACAUAUACUUGGUUGUUUUAUAUAUGGGUCUGAUUAUUAAAUUAUUGACUUUGAUG